Molecule: messenger RNA, 556 nt
Organism: Mustela lutreola (European mink)
Lineage: Eukaryota; Metazoa; Chordata; Mammalia; Carnivora; Mustelidae
Product: synaptonemal complex protein 3-like
Exons: 7
Coding region: 101-556 (151 amino acids)
Biological process (GO): meiotic cell cycle; spermatid development
Cellular component (GO): synaptonemal complex
Source: RefSeq, a predicted model, not a curated record
UAGGCGUGGCUGGCUGCCUCCUCUCCCUCACGACGCCCUUGGAGGAGCUUCGCCGAGGACGUGGUGUGGAGGUGCGGGAGAGCUCGGAAGACACCUCGGGAUGCCGCCGGCUGGGAGGAAGCGCCUGGGGAGAGCUGCGAAGGCCCCCGUGGAGGCUCAGGGUAUGGCAGCCUAUGACUUUGGGAGACAAGAGAGAAGACAGCUGAGCGGGCCAGAGGUGCAAGGAAACUAUCCAGUAACCCAUGAACGUGGGCGGAAAAGGCCUUCUGCAGAAACACUUGAGGAAGAUGUCGGGAAUGAAGUACAGAAGAUGCUGCAAGGACUAGAAGUUGACAUUAAACAGGCUCUUCUUGCAAAGAGAAAAAUGUUCGAAAUGAAUGCAAAAGCUUCUGUCAAAACCACUAACGAAAAAAUUGAGCAUGUUUGGAAGAUACAGCAAGAAGAAAGACAGAAUCUUCAUCUCAAGUAUUCUCAGCAGUUUCUGACUUUGCUUUGGGAGUGGGAUACAGACAUGCGGAAAGCCCAGGAACAAGAAGAAAAACUAGCUGUUGAAUGA